GCGUCCUAGAACGGGCGCGGAACAAGGGAGGGGCGGAGUGAGCUGGCACGAUUGAUUGUUGCGCCCUUUGCUCCGCCGCUGAGCGUUCCGAGCGAGGCGCUGCGCCCCCUGAGCGGCCGUGCGAGGCACCAAGGCGCAGUCCCGCCCGGGCCUGGGCUCUGCUACUUGCCACCUGCCCAGAGGACCCCCCCUCCCGCUCCUCCUCCGGACCCGGCCAUGCUGCCCAACACAGGGAGGUUGGCAGGAUGCACUCUCUUUAUCACGGGUGCAAGCCGUGGGAUUGGAAAAGCGAUAGCCUUAAAGGCAGCCAAGGAUGGGGCAAAUAUUGUGAUAGCUGCCAAGACUGGAGUGCCGCAUCGCACACUUCCAGGAACUAUCUACACUGCUGCAGAAGAAAUUGAAGCAGCUGGAGGAAAGGCUUUAGCAUGCAUUGUCAAUGUCAGAGAAGAAGAGCAAAUUGUCGAUGCAGUGGAUCAGGCUGUCCAGAAAUUUGGAGGGAUAGAUAUUCUUGUGAACAAUGCAAGUGCUAUCUCUUUAACUGGCACACUGGAUACGCCUACAAAAAAAGUGGACCUAAUGAUGAGUGCCAACACAAGAGGAACCUACCUCACAUCUAAAAUAUGCCUCCCUUAUUUGAAAAAGAGUAAGAUUGGCCAUAUCCUCAAUAUCAGCCCACCGAUUAACCUAAACCCUAUCUGGUUCAAAAAUCACUGUGCUUAUACAAUUUCUAAAUAUGGAAUGUCCAUGUGCGUGCUGGGAAUGGCAGAAGAAUUUAGAGGAGAAGUUGCAGUCAAUGCAUUAUGGCCUCAAACAGCUAUAUACACCUCUGCAAUGGAUAUGCUGGGAGGAGCUGGCGUAGAGAAACAGUGCAGGAAAACAGAUAUACUUGCAGAUGCCGCAUACUGCAUUUUAACAAAGCCCAAAACUUUCACCGGAAACUUUGUCAUUGAUGAAACUUUAUUGAGAGAAGAAGGAAUUCAGAAUUUUGAUGUAUAUGCGGUUGCCCCAGGUCAUCCUUUGCUACCAGACUUCUUUUUAGAUGUGGAUCCCGAAACACUAGCAAUGAAAAUGGAAGCACAAGGAGCUACUCCAACCUUCAGAGAAGGGAAAAAACAAGACCUUCCCAAGCAUGAAGGUCCUGACAAAACUAAACCUGAAGGUCCCGACAGAGGAAAGCUUCACGUGCAUUUUGCUGCCGAGAAAUCAGGGGGGCCUGUAGCAGAAACUUUUAAAAUUAUAAAAGGUGCGAUCAGUGACGAAGUUGUAAAGUCAACCCAAGGAAUUUAUCGGUUUGAAUUAUCUGGUGAAGGAGGAGGAACAUGGUAUAUUGAUCUUAAGAACAAUGGUGGCAGUAUAGGAAGCGGAGAACCACCAGGAAAAGUUGAUGUGGUUAUGAGCAUGUCCAGCACUGACUUCGUAAAAAUGUUUUCAGGCAAACUGAAGCCAACCCUGGCUUUCAUGUCUGGAAAGCUGGCAAUCAAGGGUGAUAUGGCCUUAGCAAUCAAGUUGGAAAGACUGAUGGGUCAGUUUAAUGCCAAACUGUGACGGUUUAUGGUGUCACGUUGAACUUUCAAUAAAUAUUCAGUUACCUUGCUGUUUCAAGAUAACUAAUCCUUGCUCUUGUUUAAAAUACUCUUAAUCUAUAGCUUCCUGAAUAUAUGACGUUUUGUAGGAAUAACUGCACCAAUUUUUAACUUUGUUUACUUGGAAUGAAAAUCCUAGUGAUUAAAGUGAGAUGUAUUUCAUAAGAAGUGCAUCUAGAUUAGCGUGGAACACAUCUUUUUUCAAAAAAUCAAUUCACCAUAAAUUUGCAGAAGGACAUUUACUCCUUUUGGUGGCACUGUGAACCCCCAUAUUGGCUUAGAUCAUGUUGGCAUUUUCCUUUUCUGAGGUAUCCAUGUUCCAAACUUUCCAAGGGUUGGGUUCCCUUUAAAACCCAUGCACCAGUGAAUACAACAAGUAAAUUGCACUGAUUUGGGGUGGCUAUGAGUUAGGCCUUCAUUCCCCAAACAGAAAACUUGAUCCUACAUCCUGUUGCUUUUCGAAACCCAAAGAAUACCCCAUAGAAUCAUUUGGUAUGAAAGUUAAUUGAUUUCAGCAGAGGACACCAGGCUAGAAUUGCCCAUUAAAUUACCAUAUUUUUCCGUCUAUAAGGUGCUCCCAUGUAUAAGAGGCACCCUAUUUUGGGGGACUCAGAUUUAAGAAAAUGGGGGGAGAUGGCCCCAUGUAUAAGACUCCGCCUAAUUUUUGACAUUAUUUUUUAGGGGGGAAACCAAGUCUUAUACACGGAAAAAUACGGUACCUCAAAUACACGUCUGUCUUUUUCUUUGUCAGUACUGACAUUUUGAUUUAUAUGGUUUAUUUUUAAAGUUAUUUUUUAAAAAAAGAUUUGUGUUUCAGUUACAUAAUUACUUUUUCCUUAGAAUUUUUAGACCGAGAUCAGUGAUCAAAGAUUUUUAUUUUUUAAAAGGGGGCAGAUAUAUGUGCCUUGCAACAGAAUCCUAACUAUGUCUACUCGAAAGUGCCUAUAAUAUUACCUCAGAGAGUAGUAUUUUGGAAUGAAAUAUUUUUUAAUACAUUUGCUCCUGUGAAAAACUGAUCCUGCCAAACUGUAUUUAGAGAGAGAAUUGAAAUAAAAUGUAUCUUUUUGUGUGACAA
Podarcis raffonei (Aeolian wall lizard) is the source of this 2658-nucleotide messenger RNA. It is a transcript of the gene HSDL2, whose product is annotated as hydroxysteroid dehydrogenase like 2. Lineage: Eukaryota; Metazoa; Chordata; Lepidosauria; Squamata; Lacertidae. Gene Ontology annotation, cellular component: mitochondrion. The transcript has 11 exons. The coding region runs from base 217 to 1545 and encodes 442 amino acids. The record is from RefSeq and is a predicted model, not a curated record.